AUGGUCAACCGUGGUGGCCGCAGCAAAGGGUGCGGUACCUGUCGCGGCCGCCGUCUCAAAUGCGACGAAGGCCGUCCACAUUGUCAGCGGUGCCACAAGGCUGGCUUGCAGUGCCGUGGCUAUGCUCUGCACGCCAACUUUGUGGACGAGACGGCGCGAUUCCGGCGCGAAGACCAGGUGACUGCGAACACGUUGGUGCCCACGUUGGUGCCCAUGUCUCUCCAGCCCGACGAAGACACGGUCCUCCACACCCACCUCGUCGCGCGCCUGCUGCCCCGCGUCAGCGGUCCUGCGUCCCCGCACAUUCUGGCGUCCAUGGCCAACUACGAGUCGUCCUCGACCGCCGUGGUGCCCCUGCACAAAGACGCCCUGCGUGCCCUCGCGGCCGUCUACUUUGGCAAGGUGCACCGCGACACGCGCGUCUUUGGGGCGGGCGUGCGCGCCUAUGUGCGGUCGCUGGGGCGGCUGCGCACCGCCGUGGCCGACCCUGUGGCCGUGCGGGACGUCGAGACCUUGGCCAGCGCGCUGUGCCUGGGCCUGGUCGAGAACGUGGCGCUGACCGAGACGACGGGCUGGCUGGCGCACUACGAUGGCCUGGCACACUUGAUCGAGCGACGGGGGCCGGCGCAGCACAUGCAGGCGGGGUUCGGCCGCGAGCUGUUUCUGCACUGCCGGUUUGCGAUUGUGAUCAGCGCCCUGCUGCGGCGGCGGCCCUGUUAUCUGGCGCAGCCUGCAUGGCGAGCCGUCGCACAGGACACGAGUCCAGAAGGCGAACUCAUGGACCUGUUUGCCGAGGUGCCUGGCAUCCUGCACGACUUGGGUGGCGCUGCGCAAACGCAGGCACCCGACGCCACGCCACAGAGCGGCGCCGGCCUGCGUCGCCGCGUCGAGCAUCUUCUUUUGGCACUGUCGGCGUGGCGGCAACAACGGCAACUGCCACCCCGGGCUUCAUCCGCGAGCCACGCCGACCUGUCGAUGCUGGCCCUGCACCAUGCUAUUUUGCUGUGUCUGACCCCUGUCUGCGACGCCUUUCACGUUUCGAUCGUGGCGGGUCAGGCUCCGAUGGAUGCCGAGGCUGCGCGCAGGUCCGUGGCGUCCGACAUUUGCCGUCUGGCCAAGGCAUCGUUUGAUCGCAACCCCUCGAGCACCGGCGCCUUUCUCUUCAUCUUUCCGUUGCACGUGGCCGCCCGACACCUUCCGCCGGGCGCCGACGAGGCUGUGUGGGCCGAGACAGCCAUGCAGCGCGUUAUUGUCGAGACGCAUGGCUUUGAGAUUGGCCGUCCACGCACGUGGUAUCUCGAGAGUGGACGUGUGACGGGCAGUGCUUCGCCUGGCAGUGACGUGACAACAUUGCCUUGA
Sporothrix schenckii 1099-18 is the source of this 1359-nucleotide messenger RNA. RefSeq lists its product as uncharacterized. Lineage: Eukaryota; Fungi; Ascomycota; Sordariomycetes; Ophiostomatales; Ophiostomataceae. The record is from RefSeq and is a predicted model, not a curated record. Gene Ontology annotation, molecular function: DNA-binding transcription factor activity, RNA polymerase II-specific; zinc ion binding. Gene Ontology annotation, biological process: regulation of DNA-templated transcription. The transcript is spliced from 2 exons. The coding region runs from base 1 to 1359 and encodes 452 amino acids.